CAAAAGGAUAACUACGCGCCACUGUGCGACCUUAAGGAGGUCCGUGUGCCUGAGAAGCUCACAGAUCGCGCGUGGCGAACUUCGGAAUGGAAAGUGGUCAGAUGCAUUCGAGACGUCAUGGAACGACGUCUCGCACGCGAGUUGGAAGAUAGACUCAACUCACGCUCGGAUGUCAUGAAGAGCGCUGUGAACACUCUCAAGCUGCGCCCGGAGGUACGGCCUUACCGCUUGGACUUCGGAGACAUCGCGCGCAUGCCGGAAGUCCGCGAGAUCAUGUGUGCGGUCGACUCAAAGGACAUCACGGCUAGGUUCGCCGCGUUGCCAGCACAAUUUGGGGAUAUGGUCGAACGAUGGAAGGCUCGAGUGGACAAGAAACUUAUCAGGCGGUUGUUUAUGCUGUACUACCCUGGUGUCUUGUGGCACGAAUGUCUGCAUUGGGAGACGGACUGGCCAAAUGACGAAAGAAAUGUAGUGUACAGCAACUUCAUCUGGCAUAUAGUGGGCCCGCAUGGAUUCCACAUGGACCGUCUCUUCACAGAAGACACCUCAGCGCAGGCCCAUGAGCUGAUCAAGCUAUUCGGCAAGGACCCGAAGAUGGCAACGGCGAAGGAAAUGGACGCGCUGGAUCUAAGACUCGUGCGCGAUAACGAAGCGGUCAUGACAUGGCGCGCCGCCAUGUACUAUGUAGAUGAUCAUGUAGGCACUUGCGACUGGCGAAUAGCAACCUCCGACGAGGUUGACAAGGCCAAGAAGCACGAGCGACUGAUACAAUUGGAUAAGU
This is a messenger RNA of Fomitopsis serialis, 781 nucleotides long. RefSeq lists its product as uncharacterized. The transcript has 4 exons. The annotation marks the transcript as partial. NCBI's taxonomy places the organism in Eukaryota, Fungi, Basidiomycota, Agaricomycetes, Polyporales, Fomitopsidaceae. The record is from RefSeq and is a predicted model, not a curated record.